Messenger RNA from Talaromyces rugulosus, 915 nucleotides. RefSeq lists its product as uncharacterized. The transcript has 3 exons. The coding region runs from base 1 to 915 and encodes 304 amino acids. The record is from RefSeq and is a predicted model, not a curated record. NCBI's taxonomy places the organism in Eukaryota, Fungi, Ascomycota, Eurotiomycetes, Eurotiales, Trichocomaceae.
AUGGCUUACAAAGAAACCAAUCCCCUCCCACCCUUGGAAUCCGGCGGCGCCGUCCUCUCCAUUGCAGCCUUCGAAACCGGUUGGAUGCAGAUAAAGGCAUCAACUGCAAUCGCCGGACUGAAAGGUACCAAUUAUGCGACCUCCUGGAGAUUUUUCAUACAACAUGAGAAAUCCAACACGAAGUUUUGGUAUGAUUUGGGGGUUGCUCAUGAUCUGUCAUUGUAUCCUCCCAGAAUUCAAAGAGUCCAGCACGCAGUCUUCUCUACAACCCCAGCCGAGCGAGACCCUGCGCAGGAUGUCGUUUCCGUGGGUGCCGAUCCUAACGAAGUGAAAUACAUAAUAGCAAGUCAUGGCCAUUGGGAUCAUAUAUUUCCUGCUGGCAAGUUCUUCCCCAAUGCCAAAGUGCUGUGUGGUAGUGGUACACUCGAAUGGGCAUCCAAAUCAUGGCCCUCCGAGGCCGACAGCACCUUUGAUGGUCGCAUCUGGAAUAAGGAGAAAUCGGAGCUUCCCGUAGAAGAACUACCUUCUCCCAAGGCUUCCCCGGAAAAGUGGCAGCCUCUUGGUCCGUUCAAAAAUGCAUACGAUUUCUUCGGUGAUGGCAGUUUUUGGCUGAUUGACGCCCCUGGCCAUUGCCCUGGGAAUUUGGCUGCACUGGCGCGUGUUAAACGUAAGGAUGGCAAGGUGAAGUGGGCAUUCUUGGGCGGCGAUUGCUUCCAUAGUCACCUAUUUGUCGAGUAUCCGGAGGCUCCGUUUGGCAAGGGAGUGAAGGUCACCCCAACAGACACGUUUCAUGAACACGAAGAAGACGCAAGAGAAAUAAUCAGACAGACUGCAGAGUUAAAGAAGGGCGAAGGUGAGAACGCCUUGAUCUGGAUCGCGCAUACUGGAACUUUGGAGGAUAUCUGGAAUUUCUAA